Molecule: messenger RNA, 3467 nt
Organism: Lagopus muta (rock ptarmigan)
Lineage: Eukaryota; Metazoa; Chordata; Aves; Galliformes; Phasianidae
Gene: C8A
Product: complement C8 alpha chain
Exons: 12
Coding region: 116-1927 (603 amino acids)
Biological process (GO): immune response
Cellular component (GO): membrane attack complex
Molecular function (GO): protein binding
Source: RefSeq, a predicted model, not a curated record
UUCAGAGCUCGAUGGGCUCCAGGCUUUUUCCGGCAGCACCAGCCCCACAGACUCCUGAAGCCUCAAGAAUUUGCUUGCAGCUAAUUUAAAGCAAACAUUUACAUAUGGAAAAACAAUGUGGUGGAGCCUGUGCCAGGUUUCUCCCUUGAUUCUCACUAUAUGCUCGCUGUCUAUAACAGCACGUUGGGCCACGGCUGCAGCAUGCGGGGAGCCGGCGGCGGUGCCUGCCCAGAGAAGAAGCAUCAGAGAUGCAAGUUCUCCAGCUCCUGUCAACUGUCAGCUGAGCCAGUGGUCGGAAUGGACUGAUUGCUUCCCUUGCCAAGGGAGAAAACACCGGCACCGGACACUGCUGCAGCCAGCAAUGUUUGGAGGGCAGCGCUGCGAGGGGCCCCUCUGGGAUGAGCAAAGCUGCAGUGCUGGGAAGAGCUGUGCCAGAGCUCCAAGCUGUGGGAAUGACUUCCAGUGCAAGGAGAGUGGUCGCUGUAUUAAACGGCAUCUUGUGUGCAAUGGCAAUACAGACUGCAGAGAUGGGUCUGAUGAGAAUGACUGUGAAGAUGAAGAUACUGAACGCCCCUGUGGCAAUCUGUUCCCCAUCCCAGGGUCUGAAAAAGCAGCACGAGGAUACAACAUCCUAACACAAGAGGAGGGAAGGUACAUAUAUGAUCCUAAAUUUCUGGGAGGUCACUGUGAAUCUGUCUACAAUGGGGAGUGGAGGGCACUGAGGUAUGAUGCCACGUGUGAACGCCUGUACUAUGGAGAUGAUGAGAAGUAUUUCCUCAAGCCUUACAACUUCCACAUAUACCAAUUCCUGGCUCAUGCUGAUUCUGGAUUCUCUUCUGAGUUUUACGAUGAUUCAAAAGAUCUGAUUGAUGCCCUCAGAAGUAGUAAAUCCAAAGGAGGGGGUUUCACCAUCGGGAUUGGGCCUACAAAAAUAGAUUUCAAACUGAACCUCGGCUUCACCUUAUCACGUGGCAAAGGAUCCCUGAAGAAUUUCACAGAAUAUACUGCAAAGAAUGUUGGAUUCAUUAGAAUUGCGACCAACGUGCAGACGGCCCGUUUCAAGAUGAGAAGGAACAAUAUAGUUUUGGAUGAAGACACGCUCAUCUCCCUGCGGGACCUUCCAGAUAUCUACAGCUAUGGCAUGUAUGCCAAAUUCAUCAAUGACUAUGGCACCCAUUUCAUGGCAUCUGGCACUAUGGGAGGCGACCUUGAGUACAUCCUCGUUGUUAACAAAGAAGAAAUGAGACGAAAAGACAUCAGCUAUGAAGAAGUAACCACCUGUUUUGGCCUCUCAGUGGGCAUGUCAGCCACAAAGCUUAUGCUGCAUUGGGAAGCAUCUGUGUCUCUCUCUGUCUGCGCAGAGAAACAGCUUCUGAAUGCUGCUGACUUCUCAGAUGCUGGGAGCAACAAUCCAGUCGUGGAAGAUAUCAUUGUCCGGAUUAAAGGUGGAGAUACUUCUUACAGUGCACGGCCUUUAAGCAGUUGGGAUAGCAACACGUAUCGGCGCUGGGGAAGGUCAUUAAAAUAUAAUCCAGCUAUUAUUGAUUUUGAGCUGCAACCUAUCCACGAAAUCCUGCGCAGAAGUGAUGCUGGCAACAUGGAAACCAAACGGCAGCACCUGAAGCGGGCUUUGGAUGAGUACCUGCUGGAAUUCAAUGCCUGUCGCUGUGGGCCAUGCCAGAACAAUGGAGAACCUGUCCUGGUGGGAGAUGAGUGCUCGUGCCAGUGCCGGUCUGGAUACAGUGGCCCUGUCUGUGAGCAGACUGAGCACCAAGGCACAGAGACAGAUGGGCACUGGAGCUGCUGGUCAUCCUGGACCUCGUGCCAGUCGGGCUCACGGCACCGCAGCCGGCAAUGCAGCAACCCAGCCCCACAGCAUGGAGGGGCACCCUGCAUGGGGAGAGAUGAGCAGAGCUCUUCCUGCUGAACCCAGCAUGGCUCCAUAGGCACGAGCUCAAGGCUCUAAGUGCCUCAGGGAAAGAAGGGAGGGGGAAAAAAGCCCUGAGAAGGAAUCAAGCAUUAUGAACAGCAACAAAACCUCAAAGCACAAAGGAGCACUUCUACAUACAUUUGAAUGGGAAAGGAAUCGUGGUUUAGUGAAAGAAAUUGCUCAGCUCUAGCUCUGAUGCUUGGAAAUGCUUGUUUCUCAACAGUGUGUCGGUGGUGAUUUAGAGGCUGACAUGUAGCUGAUGUAAAUCAGUGUAGCUCCUUCACUGCAGCUGAUUUAUGCUACCCGAAGAUCUGGCCCCAUAUUUUCUUUUGUGUGCACAUUUGCCAAAAGAUGAUUUUUUCUUUUUUUAAUCGCUUCUGUUUUGCUUGAAAGUGAAACUGCAGCCUUUUUUUUCUCUUCUUUUUUUUUUUUUUUUUUUUUUGUAUAAGAAAAUAACAAACCGUGUUGUCUCAAACACCAAGGUUUGAUUUUUCAGUGAAAAAUUACUAUGACACGUUUCUAAGAUGUGGAUAAAUGUGUGAUAAAACGGUGGCCUUUUUGCCAAGCUUGCUUUCCCAGGUAAAGUCUGCAUUCAUCCAGAGAUAAAUUUGCUCCCCAGGGUUUGGAUCUGAUGUCUUCUAUGCCGAGACAAUGCAGCAGCAUGAAGCAUCCACUGAUACUGGUGUGAUUAAGGCAGCACGGAGGAAAGUGAGCAAAGCAGCAUUUUCCCACUAUGGUUCUAUCAAUAGUUGUUGGCAUGGGGCUGGAACAUUAUGCAGGACAUGAUCGAUGGGCAAAGGGGUGAUGGGCUGAUGGUUGCUUUUGAUGACUUGGACUUGAUAAAGAAAUUCUUUACUGUGAAGGUGGGGAGAUGCUGGCACAGGUUGCCCAAUGAAAUUGUUGAUACCACCUCACUGGAAGCACCAAGGCCAGGCUGGAUGGGGCUGUGAGCAACCUGGUCUAGAGGGAGGUGUCCCUGCCUAUAGCAGGAACUACAUGAUCUUAAAGGUCCCUUCCAACCCAAACCAUUCUGUGAUUGUAUCAUCUUAGAGGUCCCUUUCAAGCUUAAUGAUACUAUGACUCAGUGAUUAUGUAGAAACAUAUGACAGGGUUCUUACAUCCAAAACUAUUUUGGUUCAUGGGUGAUUCUCACCUGUGCACAGACUGCUUGGGACAAAACCCAAGAGCAAAUGAGUCAAGCUACUGCAGUGAGCCUCUGUGGCCAGGGGGAAGAAAUUAAUGAAGGGAAAGAUUUGCUGUCUAAGAGGCUGGAGAGUGGAGGCUGGGGGAAUAUGACCUGCAGCCUCACCUUUGGAGGCAUUUCUAUAAGGCUGGAAAGGCAUCACAACCAGAGAAAUCCAAAUGAUGAAAGAACUGAAUGUGAACCAACACCAAGAAGGGCUGGGCAGCAGCCCCUUUCCUCUGCUCACCCAGGACUCAGGCAUCUUCCUCCUCAGAGCUCAGAGCAGAGAAUUGCAGUCCAGGGAGAAAAUGCCCAUAAGGUCUGUUUAAAUUAAAAAAAAAAAAAAAAAAAAAA